This is a messenger RNA of Racocetra persica, 230 nucleotides long. The record is from the annotation of a GenBank genome assembly. NCBI's taxonomy places the organism in Eukaryota, Fungi, Glomeromycota, Glomeromycetes, Diversisporales, Gigasporaceae.
GUGAUUUUGGAUCGAAAGGAUUCGUUAUUUUAUCCGUGUUUGUUGACGAUUUCGUAUCUGCUGCUGGAUUUUUCGUUCCAAUUGAAGUUGAUUGUGUAGAUUGUAUAGAUUGUGUGGAUUGUGUAUUUGUUAGAAUGGAAGUUAUAUUGCGAGAAUCCAUUAAAUUUGAAUGCGAUGGUCUCGUAGGAGUUGAUGUUAUUGUAGGAUUUGAUGUUAUUGAAGUAGUCGAA